Antechinus flavipes (yellow-footed antechinus) is the source of this 5328-nucleotide messenger RNA. It is a transcript of the gene B3GNT3, whose product is annotated as UDP-GlcNAc:betaGal beta-1,3-N-acetylglucosaminyltransferase 3. The transcript has 2 exons. The record is from RefSeq and is a predicted model, not a curated record. Gene Ontology annotation, cellular component: membrane. The coding region runs from base 669 to 1862 and encodes 397 amino acids. Gene Ontology annotation, molecular function: hexosyltransferase activity. NCBI's taxonomy places the organism in Eukaryota, Metazoa, Chordata, Mammalia, Dasyuromorphia, Dasyuridae.
UACAUAUUUAUAAUAGGUUUUUUUUUCCUUGCCCUUUCAAUGACUUUGAAAGAUGCAUAUGUGUGGGGAAGGAAAAUUUGAAUUGGAAAAAAAAUUUAAAUGAUUAAAAAAAAAAAAAAACCUGCCUAAAGGGCCAUCAAAGGACAAAGGUAGCCAACUUGUGCUUUUUGACCCAAGAGAACAGAACUAGAAGCAAUGGAGGACAGUUAUAGGGAAGCUAAUUUCAAUUUCUGGCUUAAUUUUUUUUUAAAUAAAAUUUUAUUGUUCCCUUUUUCUAUUACUUAAAAAUUUCCCCAGUUUCAGAUUAAUAAAGCUUGAGAUGCUCCUUGGACUAUAGAACAUGAUAUCUGAGAAGAGCUUUUAAAAAACAAAAUAUCAGCACAAGGAGAACUCUUAGAAUAGAGGAUGUCAGUUGGGAGGGCCCUUAGAACCCGAAUGUCAGAGCUGGGAGGGCCCUUAGAACCCAGGAGGUCAGAGCUAGGAGGGUCCUUGGGACACGGGGUUUUGGAUUUGAAAUUAACAGAUCAUUUAAUCAGACUCCUUGUUUUACAAUUGCAGAAUUAAGACCCAGAGAGAAGUGACCCUUCCAAACCCACUUAUUCCUACCGUACGCCUAAGGUUUUCUCUCACUGAGUCUGCCCUCCUUCUCUCUUGCCUACCAGGAUAUCAUGCGAUCACUGAAGAGAGCAUGCACUCAGGCGUUGGUCCUCCUGCCUUUAACUGUUGGGCUCCUAUUUUUCCUUUUCCAUGACCAAGCCUUACAGCGUCCCUACAUGAACCGUUGGCAAGGUUCAGAAACCCUCAAGCCCCAGCACCAAAAGGUCCUGGCGUUGCAGCAGCAGCAAAAGGUCUCAGAGACCCAGCCCCCCACCGUGUUUCAACGCCCUCUGGAACCUUGUUUUGCCAAUGAUUCUGUGGCCAACAUGUCUGGCUUUGCGGCCGAACCCCAGAACAUCCAGAACUUCCUCCUUUACAAACAUUGCCGGGAUUUCCCGAUCCUCCAGAAUGUCCCCCCAAAUAAGUGUACAAGGUCCCCCGGGGCCUUGGGUUCUCCCUUCCUCCUUCUAGCCAUCAAGUCAUCUCCUAAGAACUACGAGAGGCGGGAUCUCAUUCGCCGGACAUGGGGAGAGGAGAGGGAGGUCAGGGGAGCCACCAUCUGCCGGCUCUUCUUGGUGGGCACAGCGUCUGAUGUCCUGGAAGCUCAGAAAGUGAACCGGCUCCUGGCCAUAGAGGCCCAGGCUCAUGGUGAUAUUAUCCAGUGGGAUUUCCAUGACACUUUCUUCAAUCUGACCCUGAAGCAGGUCCUCUUUCUCGAGUGGCAGGCUCUCCACUUGCCUGAUGCUUCUUUCAUCUUCAAUGGUGAUGAUGACGUCUUUGCUCACACGGACAACAUGGUAGUCUACCUGCAGGGCAACGAAGCAGACAAGCACCUGUACGUAGGACACGUCAUCAGCAAUGUGGGGCCCAUCCGAAUACCAUGGAGCAAAUACUUCAUCUCCAAGAUGGUGAUGAAGGAAGAGAGGUACCCCCCCUAUUGUGGAGGCGGUGGGAUCCUGAUGUCCAGAUUCACAGCCCGGGCCAUCCGGCGUGCCUCCCACGCCAUCCCUCUCUUCCCCAUUGAUGAUGUCUAUCUGGGCAUGUGCCUGGAACAUGAAGGGCUGGCCCCAGCCAGGCACAUGGGGGUCAGGAUGGUCGGGGUUCAAUCGCCAUCCCCCCGCAUAGGGUCCUUUGACCCCUGCUUCUAUCAGGACCUGCUGCUGGUUCAUCGCUUCUUACCCUAUGAGAUGCUCCUGAUGUGGGAUGCCCUCAAGAAGCCAGAUCUGAAAUGUAGCAAGUCAGUCCUGGCUACCCCGAGUAAUUGAGGGCUGGUCUGGAGGACUAGAGGAUCAGACCCUGAAGAGACUGAGACAGCACGUAAUAACUCAGAGCAAACCAGGACAGAAAACCGCCGCGUCAACAUGUGACCUUGGCCAAAUCAUUUCUCUGAAUCUGAAGCAGCUUUCUCCUGUGUAAAAUGGGGAGCGCACUGGACAUGACCUACCUCACAGGGCUGUUGUGAGGAACACAUCUUGUAAGCUACAGAAAUGUGAAUUUUCACGGGGGGUUGGAGGGAACAUUGAGUCUCUGUGGUACGCCCAACUGGCAUGACCUUGGAUGAGUCCCUCUCCUAUAUCCUACCUCGAUUUCCUCAAUCAGCAGAGUGGACAGAGUCCUUCCCCUAGGCUGCAGCGAGGGUGAGAGAAGGAGGGAAAUGGCUUUUCUACACUCUCAAAAAGUGAGGAAGGAGGGAAACAAGCACUUAUCUAUUAUGUGCCAGGCAUUGUACUAAGUCAUUUAUCAAAUAUUAUCUCACUUGAUUCUCACAAGCAAAUGCUUGUGAAUUCCUUAAUUAAGGGAAGAAAACCCCUAUUUUACAGUUGAGGAAACUGAGGCAGGCAGCGGUUAAGUGACUUGUCUGGGGUCACACAGCUAGUAAAUAUCUGAGAGCAGAUUUGAAUUCAGAUCCAGUUCUCUCUCCUCUACGCCACCUCGCUUCCUCAAAAGGCUGCAUGUGGCUUCUCCCUUCCUCUCUCAGGGGUGAGAUCAGGAGAGGCUCUGGUCAUCCCCCUGCAUCACUCUGAAACCCGAGGAGCUGGGAAAAGAAUGGGGCCACAGAAGGCAAGCUCUGCAGAGCCUACACCGUCUUCCCCCCUAAUUUGGGCUGAGGAUUGUUUUUUCUGUGGAGUUUAUUCAGAGAUCCAGAGGACAGAUAUGAGCCUCUCUCUUCCCUCACUUAAAUCCCUAAGGAAUUUUGACUCCUAUCCUUAGAAUGCUGCUCUUCCACUCCCCACCCAGAACCCCCUGUCCUUUUUCAAGAACGUGAACUAACAUUUAUUAAUUAUCUGCUAAGAGCUAAAAGAGUUGAGGGUGGGAAGGAAAAAAAAUCCAUCCCUGCCCUCAAAGAAUUUCUUGUAGAACUGGGGGUAUGGAGAUUCUUUGCCUUAGUUGCUACCUAGGCUUAAGCAUUGAAUGGGUGUUGCCUAAAUCGAACUGAAACCCAUUGAAAACAUUAGCUUAAAAAGGCCAAAGUCUUCCAUUGCAUCCUGGGCCAUCUCCAAUUGUCCUGAUCUCUAUCUGGCCACUGGGCCCAGAGGUCUCUGGGGAGGGAAAGUGAGGCUAGGGACCUUGCCCAGCCCUCCCUCACCUCAAUCCAAUUCACUUGCACGUCAGGGCAUCACCUCCCUGAUUUCUUGGUCUUCUUGGAGAACAAAGGACAAAAUCCACAAUGUAAAUCACUAGAUAAACAUGAGAGACAGAUUGGCUGACAGGGAACUUUAGAAGGGGAAACACGGGAUGGGGCUGGGGGCUAGGAGAGGGGGGCCUGAGAAUGGCCUCUUGCUUAAGGUGGAUUUUUGAGCUCAGUCUUAAGAGAAUCCAGGGGAACUAAGAAGCAAAAGAGGGAGGGUGCCUGGUAGUCAUUGUCAAGAAAAGGCCCUAGAAUUGGUGAAAAAGUGUGAGAAAAUGCCGGCCUUAGGAAGGGGCUAGGUUGGGAGGAUACCUUUGACAAUGCCACUGGAUUAGCUGCUCGCCCUAAAUGGGGGUAGAUUGGAGCAGCAGAUUUGGAGUGAGAAGAUCUCAUGAAGCCCGUUUUUAACAGGGACUGCUUCAUCUGACUGGGCCAGUUGUGCACUGAUUAACCUAAGAUCAUGAUUAUAAUUUUCCAGCAAAUGGGAACUUGAAGGUUAUCUCUUCCAGAGCCUUCAUUUUGUGGGAAGGCCUUGAAGUUAUUUGAUUGUAGCCUAAAGGCAGAAAGAUCUCAGAAGCUUUUGAAACCAGCCCCUUCCUGAAAAAAACUUGGAUCAUGGGUGAUGACCCAAUGAAGGAAAGACCAAGACUUUAAGUGUGAUAUGUCAAGUCUCCUUUAAAAUAUUCUCUCAGGUUAUCCACAUAAUCCUGGAAUGUUACUGAUAUUAUGAGCCCCAUUUUGCAGAUGGGGAAAUUGAGGUACAAAGCCAGCCAGUCACACAGGUAGCAAGGUCUGAGGUCUGAUUUGAACUCAGGGCUUCUGGACUUCAGAUCAAGGUCAGUGUCCACUGGACUACCUAAUUAGCAAAUAACCAGGCUGGACUUACAUAGGUAGUAAUUAAAAAGGCCUGAAACACAUCCAGGUCCUCUCAUUGUAAAUCCUAUAUUCCUUCCACAAACCCAUGACUAGGCAAUCUUUCUUUUCUCAAAACUUAUUUUCCCAUCUGCAAAAUGGAUGAGCUUGGACUAGAUGUGUUCCCAUCUGCAAAAUGGGUGAGUUUGGACUGGAUGGGCUUUUGAGAUUUUCCUGGGUCUAAAUCCUGUGAUACUUUGGGUUUCCCUCGGGGUCCAUCUUCCUCAGGAAACAUAUCCCAGAGAAGGAAGGAGGAAGAGCCCCUCUCUCCCCAAGAGUCCUCAUUUCCCAGGAAGUCCUACAGGCUGAGGUCUAUAUGGGUUAUGUAACCACACAGCAUAGCCAGUGAUAACAUAGGAUGGCAGGGGAAUCAGUGCCUCCAGAGCUGGAGACACUGAUCCUAUCACUGAGACUCAUUACUGUGUGAUAUCAGGUAAAUUAUUUAUUUCUCUGGGUCUAGAAAUUUGUGAAAUGAGUGAGAUUUGACUUGGCCCCCGAUUUCCCUUCCAGUUCAAAAUCAGGGAUCUCCUCACUUAAAGCUAGAGCCCCAACUUCUAUAUUCUUCUGGCAGAAAGCAUUUGAGACUGGAGCUCCACAGGGAUUUAUGUCCAACCAUCAGAGGUGGAAAUGAUUUUAGACGCCCACCUGGUCUAGGGAAAGCGAUUAUUAUUAUUACUACUAUUAUUAAGCUCCUGCCAGACACCAGGUACUGAGCUAAGCAUGAGAGAUACAGAGAGAGUCAAAAGCCCUCCCCUGUUCUUAUCCACAUGUUCACAAUCUAAUCUACUGUUACCUUCUCAUUUUAGCAUUGGGAUUGAGAGAACAGUUGCCCUGGGUGGCUCAAUGGCUAGAGCACGGGCUCUGGAGUCAGGAGGACCCAAAUUCAAAUCCAGCCUCAGACACUUCCUAGCUGUGUGACCCUGAGCAAGUCACUUUAUCCUGUUUCCCUCAGUUUCCUCAUCUGUAAAGUGAGCUGGAGGAGGACAUGGCAAAUUACUGCAGUUUCUCUGCUGAGAAAAUCCCAGAUGGGGUCGGUCAUGACUGAAAACAACAAUAGUAAGAUCCCAGGACUUAAAUCCAAGCCCAGGGGACUUUGUACGGAGUCCUGCUAACUUUUUGGGAUUUGGAUGCUGGGAGGGAAUGGAACAAUGGCAGGGCUUUGGUAUUCCCCAAUAAAAUGAUUGUUGAAA